AUGGGCCGCGCGCCCGCGCCGCGCCGCCGCGCCGCCGCGCCGCCGUCCGCCUCGCCAUCGACGCGCGAAGGCGACGACGACGACGACGCCGAGACGAGGACGACGACGAGGACGUCGAAGACGAAGACAGUCUUCGUCACCGUGGGGACGACAUCCUUCGACGCGCUCGUCGCCGCGCUCGACACCGCGCGCGUCGGGGAGAUCUUGACGCGCAAAGGGUUCAAACGCGUCGUGAUGCAGACGGGGAAGGGAUCGCACGGCGCGCCGAGGACGCUCGCGAAGACGCGCGGGCUCCGCGUCCGCGCGUUCGCGUUCGCGCCGUCGAUCGACGACGAGAUCCGCGGCGCGGACCUCGUCGUCUCGCACGCGGGCGCGGGGUCCGUCUUCGAGACGCUGCGCGCGAAGAAGCCGCUGCUCGUCGUCGUGAACGACGCGCUCAUGGGGAACCAUCAGCAGGAGCUCGCGGAGACGUUGCACGAGAUGGGGCAUCUGCGGUGGUGCGCGCCGGAGGGGGUGGGAGACGCGAUCGCGGCGUUCGACGAGACGUCGUCGAAGCCGUACCAGCCGGGCGACCCGGCGGAGGUGCAACGCGCGAUCCGAUCGAUGUUACUACGGCGAUGAGAGGCGUCGUGUUAGGUUUUAGACUACGACUACAUGUACAACUACCGCGCGUGAUGCUAUCGCU
This is a messenger RNA of Micromonas pusilla CCMP1545, 685 nucleotides long. Its product is annotated as glycosyltransferase. The transcript has a single exon. The coding region runs from base 1 to 621 and encodes 206 amino acids. Gene Ontology annotation, biological process: dolichol-linked oligosaccharide biosynthetic process. Gene Ontology annotation, cellular component: UDP-N-acetylglucosamine transferase complex. The record is from RefSeq and is a predicted model, not a curated record. Lineage: Eukaryota; Viridiplantae; Chlorophyta; Mamiellophyceae; Mamiellales; Mamiellaceae. Gene Ontology annotation, molecular function: hexosyltransferase activity.